UUCAAAUUAAAACCCCUUUCCCAUCUCAUCUAUAAAACCCAUUUUCAGACUCCGAACAUAACUCAUCGAAUUCAUUAGCGAUUUACAUUCUCACUCAAAAUCAAUCUUCUAGAAGUUUCUCUCGAUGGCUCGUACAAAGCAAACAGCUCGCAAAUCCACCGGCGGCAAAGCUCCCCGGAAGCAGCUAGCAACAAAGGCUGCUAGGAAAUCCGCUCCGGCAACCGGCGGAGUGAAGAAGCCACAUAGAUUCAGGCCAGGAACAGUAGCUUUGAGAGAGAUCCGUAAGUACCAGAAGAGCACCGAACUUCUUAUCCGAAAACUUCCAUUCCAACGUCUCGUUCGUGAAAUCGCUCAGGAUUUUAAGACGGAUCUGAGGUUCCAGAGCAGUGCCGUUUCUGCUCUUCAGGAGGCUGCUGAGUCAUACCUGGUUGGACUGUUUGAAGACACAAACCUGUGCGCUAUUCAUGCCAAGAGAGUCACCAUCAUGCCUAAGGACAUUCAACUUGCAAGGAGAAUUAGAGGCGAAAGGGCUUAGUUAUCUACUACAAUUUAAUUUCCAAAUUUAAUUUUGGUAACCCUAGAAUUUUAUAGUUAGUACCAGUAACAGCUUCUAUGUGUGAAUCACAACCUCUAGUUGUAAUACUGUUUGGUGUUGAAUGUUAAUUGCUUCAUCUUUUAUGUCUUUUUA
Messenger RNA from Lathyrus oleraceus (garden pea), 688 nucleotides. RefSeq names its product histone H3.2-like. NCBI's taxonomy places the organism in Eukaryota, Viridiplantae, Streptophyta, Magnoliopsida, Fabales, Fabaceae. The transcript has a single exon. The record is from RefSeq and is a predicted model, not a curated record. Gene Ontology annotation, cellular component: nucleosome. The coding region runs from base 125 to 535 and encodes 136 amino acids. Gene Ontology annotation, molecular function: structural constituent of chromatin; DNA binding; protein heterodimerization activity.